Messenger RNA from Chelonia mydas (Green sea turtle), 1996 nucleotides. RefSeq names its product peroxisomal biogenesis factor 16 (gene PEX16). Gene Ontology annotation, cellular component: peroxisomal membrane. The coding region runs from base 477 to 1433 and encodes 318 amino acids. Gene Ontology annotation, biological process: peroxisome organization. The transcript has 10 exons. Lineage: Eukaryota; Metazoa; Chordata; Testudines; Cheloniidae. The record is from RefSeq and is a predicted model, not a curated record.
UCCCAGGUCGCUUUUCUGAUUCCCAUGAACUUUCUGAGCUUGGAACCUGGUGAUCUGAAGCUCUCUACCAUCUGCUGUUUGAAUGAAACCAGAAAGAGUGGCUACGUUACUAACUUGGAGUUGGCCAGAGACCCUGCCCCACAGCAAGCUCAGUCUAUCUCCCACUAUCUCCCACUCUGUCUGGGGUCAAAUUCCUGGAACAUAGUCCUCGCUAAAAAUCAUCAUUCACUUAACUUUGCUGUUGGCUGCAUUGCCUCUCUGAGCCAUCAGGAGUCUGUCCGUCCCAUCUAGGGUUGCCAGCUUUGGUUGGAUGGAUUCCUGGAGGUUUCAUCACAUGACUUUUUUAAAUUAAAGAUUACUCUUUAAUUCCUGGAAACUCCAGGACAAUCCUGGAGGGUUGGCAUCCCUAAUCCCACCCAUUCAUUUGCCUCAGUGGAAAGAUUUUUCUCCUGAGCACUCAGCUUCUGCCAUAUCCUAUGACUGGGUGGGGAGAGGGUUCAAUCAGUGGCUGGAUCUCUUUCCCAUGUGAAUCACUCUCUUCUUUCCCAGUGUACUCUGCCUCCAAUCUCCUGGUGCUGUUAAAUGACUGGAUCCUCCGAAAGGAGCUACAGCGGACCCUGCCUGUGUCGCUACCCCAGCAGAAGUUGCUGACAUGGCUGAGUGUGCUCGAGUGUGUGGAAGUGUUUGCAGAAAUGGGGGCUGCCAAGGUGUGGAGUGAGAUGGGCCGAUGGACCAUCAUAAUCCUCAUCCAGCUGGCUAAAGCCAUCCUGCGCCUCCUGCUCUUGCUAUGGUACAAAGCUGGUAUCCAGACAUCUCCUCCCAUCAUGCCACUGGACAGGGAGCAGCAGCAGCUCCAAUCAGAAGACAAGGAGGGCAGCUCAGCAGGAAAGGAACAGACAUAUGUUGGGAGGCGCUCUAGCCGCGUUGUGAGGUCCCUCGAAAGCACCCCAGCCUUGCAAUCCAGGCACUGGGGGUCUCCCCAAGAGAGGGAGGGAAAACAGAACCGAAGAGCAGAGGAGAUGAACCAGGCUCCCACCCCUCUGGGGCUUCAGGAAACCAUUGCAGAAUCUGUCUACAUCACCCGGCCUCUGUUCCACUUGUUGAGUUUAGGCAUAUGGGGCCAGAGAUCAUGGAAGCCCUGGCUCCUCUCGGGAAUCCUGGAUAUCACAAGCCUAAGUUUACUGAGUGAUAUGAAAGACCUGAAUAAGCGAGAGCGCUUGGAGCUGAGACGCCGAACCAUCCUGCUGCUGUACUACCUGCUGAGAUCUCCUUUUUAUGACCGAUACUCAGAGGGCCGGAUCCUCUUCCUGCUCCGCCUGCUGGCUGAUUAUGUCCCCGGAGUCGGGUUAGUCACACCACCUCUUCCAAAAGGAUCGCAAAGCACUUUACAAUCUACAAACCAGAGUCUUCCCUCUUCUUCCACCUCCUGCUGAAAUACAGCCCUCUCUGGAGCGGACCAUGGGAGCAGUGUAACACUGCAUAGCAACGCUACAUGAGUUUAGCCAGGAACUGAGGGAGACUGUGUCUUUGCAGCUGAUCUUUGGUGCUGACUUGGGUUACUGCCCUUCCCUGUAGUUUGGCUGGUGCUCUGCUAUCCACAGGUUUCUUCCAGCAUGGGGAGCUGCAGUCAUGGGGCAGAGGGGAAACCUCUUCGCCAGUGCACAGGUGUCAGUGCCUCACCUGUUGCCUCUGUUGUCCAAGUUUCAAGGCCUGUCGCUGGUCAUAUGAGUCUUGUCCUGCUCUACUCCCAGUGGGCACAUCAGCGCCACCACCCAGCAGGGCACGGUCGGUGAUUUUGCUUGGGGAAAAGCUAGGAAUGGCAUAACAGGAGGCUGUGGGCUGGGAUUGAGGAGCAUCAGCAGAGAUGUAUGUGGGAAAUCCAUGCUCAUAGUAUACAUCUUUAAACUGUCGUUCCCCGCUGUGGCUCACCUGGUCUCUCGUUCUCUCAUUUCAGGACCAAUGAUGAAUUACCUGCCAGCUUGGCAGAAAAUCUAUU